This is a messenger RNA of Trichoderma harzianum CBS 226.95, 1872 nucleotides long. RefSeq lists its product as hypothetical. Lineage: Eukaryota; Fungi; Ascomycota; Sordariomycetes; Hypocreales; Hypocreaceae. The record is from RefSeq and is a predicted model, not a curated record. The transcript is spliced from 5 exons. The coding region runs from base 1 to 1872 and encodes 623 amino acids.
AUGGCAACUUCGAUGCAUUUUCAGACAAUUUCGGCCACGAGCCAGCGUGUACGACACAAUUUUCUCUCCUUGAUAUCACUCGUAGAGGAGCAAAAAAAAAAAUACGGAUCUUUCGAUUUACAAUCAUCGGUAAUUUCUGACUAUUUAGACAGAUUCUCUCUAUGGGCUGGAAAUAUGGGCGCAAUGCAUAGUCCACAUUCUCCAUCAUCACUCGAUCAACAACUUCUUGAGGCCGCCGACAUCUUGGAACAAAUGAAGCGACAGCUAGGUGACAUAAUAGAGGCUAUCGGUGAUUUAACCAAAAUAAUUCUACAUGGUCAUCCGAAGAGCGAUACUCUACUUGAUCUAGAUAUCUGCUCUGAUCUGGCCUCAAUUCUUGGACUCGAUCCGAUCGACGAGAGUGACGAGUUUUCUUCGGAUGAAAUUACUGUGGCUCUGCAGAUAAUUUCUGAAUCUAUCAACUCCCUCUUCCGGUUAGAUAUGCUGGUCAGAAAGUCAGCAUCUUGCAAGCGUUUCAAAAAAGCAAUUCGAAUCUCCGACCCAGCUUUCCCAGAUGCCAUUGAUAUUGAUUAUGUUAAGCAAAAGCAUGUCAAGCUUCUUAAUAGCAGGCUUCUAUCAAGAUUAGGCAACGCCAUUGCUAAAAGAAGGCAACUCCUUAAAUAUUAUGGGGAUCGCAGAUCUCGGUCUGCAGUCGACGAAUUUGAUCAUAGCACUACAACUAUAAAACAACUAUCACAUGAAGCUAUUACAUCUGCUCCCUCUCUAAAUUUUCCAUCAGGAGAUAUACUCGAGGAUGAUUAUGACAUAUCUUCGUCAAAUGCCUCAAUAAUGGCAGAUUCUACGUCUAAUCCCGCCCUCCCUCAUCUAGCUGCUAUAGCUAGGACUCAAGAGGCUUUUGAAUGCCCAAUAUGUUUUACUCUACAAUCUUUCAAUGGGGAAAAAUCGUGGCAAAUUCAUGCAUUUGGUGAUCUCAAGGCUUAUGUAUGUACGUUAAGUGGAGAAGAGUGCGAUGCGGAACUUUUUGAGGAUCGUGAUAUGUGGUUUGAGCAUGAGUUGCGGAAACACAGAUGUGAAUACAUAUGCACUCUUUGCAGCCAUGGACCCUUUUCGUUCGAACGCAUAGCGGCACACAUUCAGAACAUUCAUGGGCGUUUCUCGGAUCGCCAGUUGCAAAUGCUUCGAGAAGGAGGGAGACAGAACUCCAUUCAGUUCAAAUCUGAGGACUGCCCAUUCUGUGAUGAAUGGACAGAAGCACUUUCAUCAAAAACAAGUCCGAUUGGUAAAGAAGUUGAUCUGACGCAAGAUAUCUCCGUCACUCAAACUCAAUUCAAGAAGCACGUCGCCAUACAUCAAGAACAGCAUGCAAUUCUCGCUCUCCAAAGAGCCACUGGUAAUAUAGAGAUGUCAGGUUCGAAAGUUGACAAUACAUCAACUUCAGUAGCAAUACCCAAGUCACCACUUAAGACGAAAGAAGAUCCGGUUGACAAAAUUAUUGAUGAAGUAGAUGGUAUCUCACUAUCUCAUACUAAUAUCUCUACUAUGGAUGCACUUAACAAUGCCAUCAGUGCUGCAACAAAUGUCGAUGAGAUAGGUAUCGCGGAGCAACUAAUCCCAGGUUUAGUAUCGAAAUAUGACGAAGGACCUCAAAAAACUGCGAAAAAUGUUGAAUAUCGACCACUCGAUCGAUCUCAAAGGACAAAUUCGUAUAGAGGCGGUAGCAAAAUGAAAACUUGGAAAUGUUGCAAGUGCGGCUUGGGCGGCUUGAGAAAGGAUACGACUCCUCAAUGCUCAGAACAUGACUGUCAGCACCCACGCUGCAGCAAUUGUUCCUUGUAUGAAGAUAGCAUGGGACCUAGUCGCCCCUUCAAAUAG